This is a messenger RNA of Arabidopsis arenosa, 1676 nucleotides long. The record is from the annotation of a GenBank genome assembly. NCBI's taxonomy places the organism in Eukaryota, Viridiplantae, Streptophyta, Magnoliopsida, Brassicales, Brassicaceae.
AAAGGUUCAUGAUCCCCCAAAGCUCACGGUCCAUGCAUCAUCAUUGACCAAGAUUCGAAGAAAAGAUCCAUAGUGUAUGCUUGCAUUGACCAAUGGGAGGUUGUAUCUCUAAGAGUUCGUGGAGCAAUGAAGAGCCUAUGCAUCGCCCGUGUCUCGGGAUGGGAUGUUGUGGGAGCAAAAUGGGGAGGAGAGGUUUUUCAGACCGCAUCGUUUCACUUCAUAACUUGGUUUCUAUACCGAAUCGGAUCAUUGGUAACGGAAAGAGCAGGAGUUCUUGCAUUUUCACUCAACAGGGACGCAAGGGUAUUAAUCAGGACGCAAUGAUUGUGUGGGAAGAUUUUAUGUCGAAAGAUGUUACCUUUUGCGGCGUGUUUGAUGGACAUGGUCCCCAUGGUCAUCUUGUUGCUCGUAAAGUGAGGGAUUCAUUGCCUGUAAAGUUGCUGUCUCUCCUGAAUUCUAUUAAGUCGAAGCAAAAUGGAUCCAUGGGAACUCGUACAAGCAAAUCCGAUAGCCUAGAAGCUGAGAAGGAAGAAUCUACUGCGGAGGACAACUUGAAUUUCUUAUGGGAGGAAGCUUUCUUGAAAUCAUUCAAUGCUAUGGAUAAGGAACUGCGGUCCCAUCCUAAUCUAGAAUGCUUUUGCAGUGGCUGCACGGCUGUUACAAUCAUUAAGCAGGGGUCAAAUCUAUUCAUGGGAAACAUUGGGGAUUCUCGGGCGAUACUUGGAUCCAAAGACAGCAACGAUUCGAUGGUUGCAGUUCAGCUAACAGUUGACUUAAAGCCUGACUUACCAAGGGAAGCUGAGAGGAUCAAACAGUGUAAAGGUAGGGUCUUUGCACUGCAAGACGAGCCAGAGGUGUCACGAGUUUGGCUACCAUUUGAUAAUGCUCCUGGAUUAGCCAUGGCUAGAGCUUUCGGUGAUUUCUGUCUGAAAGACUACGGUGUGAUUUCGAUACCAGAGUUCUCUCACCGUGUUCUUACAGAUAGGGAUCAGUUCAUUGUCUUAGCCUCAGAUGGAGUCUGGGAUGUGCUGAGCAACGAAGAAGUGGUGGAAGUUGUAGCAUCAGCUACAAGCCGGGCAUCAGCAGCUAGACUCGUGGUGGAUUCAGCUGUACGCGAAUGGAAACUUAAGUACCCGACUUCGAAGAUGGAUGAUUGUGCAGUUGUGUGUUUGUUUCUAGAUGGCAGAAUGGACUCAGAGUCAUCAGAUAACGAAGAACAAUGCUUCUCUUCGGCGACAAACGCAGUAGAAUCAGACGAAAGCCAGGGAGCAGAACCGUGUCUUCAGAGAAACGUCACAGUCAGAUCAUUAUCAACGGAUCAAGAAAACAACAGUUACGGUAAUGUGAUUGCAGAGACUGAUAAUGCAGAGAAGCAGAAGACGGUAGGAGAACAGAACUGGUCAGGACUAGAAGGUGUUACUCGAGUGAACUCUCUUGUUCAACUUCCGAGAUUCCCUGGAGAGAAACCUUGAGACAUGGCUUUUGAUUGUUUUCAGAACUGAUUUUGGUCAGGAAAAAAAAAUGUCUUCUGCUCAACAUAAUCUUCUUUAUUGCUUCAAGUGAAAUGCCUGAAGCUCCGAAUAUGGAAUCCUUAAAAGUAUAUGUAAAUGUCUUAGGUCUUUAGUCUCUCUGCUUGAUGAUGAACUCUUGAAAAAGAUUAAAACUUUGUGUGAGAU